This is a messenger RNA of Selaginella moellendorffii, 1515 nucleotides long. Its product is annotated as 5'-3' exoribonuclease 2-like. The record is from RefSeq and is a predicted model, not a curated record. Gene Ontology annotation, molecular function: 5'-3' RNA exonuclease activity; RNA binding. The transcript is spliced from 2 exons. Gene Ontology annotation, cellular component: nucleus. Gene Ontology annotation, biological process: nuclear-transcribed mRNA catabolic process. Lineage: Eukaryota; Viridiplantae; Streptophyta; Lycopodiopsida; Selaginellales; Selaginellaceae. The coding region runs from base 1 to 1515 and encodes 504 amino acids.
AUGCUUGUGAGGGUUUAUCACUUUCCAUCCUCUCCAAGAGCGAUCAAGCAAGACCAAUCGAUCAUGGGAGUUCCUGGGUUUUUCGCCUGGCUCGUAUCCAAGCAUCCUCGUUGCGUGAGGGACGCGAUUGAUGGUGCCAAGAACAAUAUGCUUCGGUACGACACCGCGAACUUGUAUGUCGACCUCAACACCAUCAUCUGGGUCAUCCUGGAAAGCCACGAUUGCCCGCCCACCUUCGCCACUUUUUACCAAGAGUUCCUCGACUCGCUCCGCAAGCUCGUCGCCAUGGUGGCUCCGAGCAAGCUCGUCUUCCUAGCCCUGGAUGGAAGGCCUCCCACCCCCAAGCUCUUCAGCAAGCUCUUCAAGAAGCCGUGUCGCUACAAUCGCGAUGCUUCUCUCUCCUCCUUGUCCUCCUCGGAGGAUGAGCUCGAUUCCACCAAAGGUCAGACAGGUGAUCUCAUCCCACGCAAUCGCAAGGCCAAGAUGGCGAUGGUCCGCCAUGGAACGCCUUUCAUGAACGGGCUGGAGAGUGAACUGCGACGAUUUGUGGCAAGCAUGAUGCUGUCAAGUUCAUAUGAUCAUCGCCGGAGGAGAUCAAUGACUAGCUCGAGGCUCCAGUGGAUCGUUUCCACGUCCGAGGAGGACGGGGAGGGCGAGCUCAAGAUCUUCAACCACAUACGGGCUCUGCCGUUCAACGCCCACGACUUCCACUGCGUGGUUGGACGCGACGCCGACUUGAUCAUGCUGGCUCUCGCUAGCCCACUCUCCAGGAAGAUCAACAUCGUCCGCCAGACGCCGAAGGACGGAGUGAUGAUUUACAAACUCAUCAGCAUCGAGACGCUCGUGCGUGAUUUCGAGGUGCAGAUGGAAGAGCCGUGCUCUGUGCGGCUGCGGUCCACCAUGAGGGAUCUCGUGUUCCUGUGCUUCCUUCUGGGGAACGAUUUCUUGCCCGGCCUGGAGGCGCUGACAAUCCGAAACAAUGGCAUCGACAAGCUCCAGCAAACGUACAUGGAGGUUUUCAGCGAGGUAGGGGAGUUUAUAAUCAACUGCGAUGGGCAUGUCAACACAAGAGCGCUGGAGCAAUUUCUUUUGCAUCUGCUAAGGAAAUUGGAGACAUCGAAGAAGUUGGAAUCUAAUGUUGAGAUGGGCAUGACAAUGUGGUCAUCGUAUAUCAACAUUCUAAAGUGGUGCGCAGACUAUUAUUUCAAUGGAGUGGUGUUGGACGAGUCCUACUACUCGUGGGAGAAUGCUCCAGCCAUGGGAAGAUUCAUCAACUUCAUGGGCACACACUCACAUGGCGUGAGUUCCCAGUAUGAGUCGUUGGAGAGACCAAGCAAUCCAGCCGCCGGCUUCCUGCUAUUGCAGAAGCUUCUACUUCUCGGCACGGUCUUGGAGAAGAGUGGUGUCAACCUUGAGGUUCUUGACGGCCUGGAUGGUCGUGCCUGGCACCUUGCUCACAAGCCCCAGCAGCACGUCCACCUUGCACCCCCGCUCCAUGGUCAGCUCGAUGUUUAG